UUGCUCCAUCUUGUGGCUCCAUAAAGUGGUUACUGCGAAAAGCUGAACUGUCAAAACUUUGGACGAUCAACGUCAAUAGCAGUCAAGAGUUGAUGAUUUCGUAUGGAGUCAUGAUAUAUAGGUUAACAUUUUGAAAAAUUUCAUCUUGAACACAUAGAUGAACAUGGAAUACGUCGACAAUUCGAGCUACAUCCAAAGUAUUUGGGCUCCGAUAGCCUCUGUGGGAUGGUACAUUGUAGGACUCGGGAUUAUUGCGAUAUAUACGUUUCCACAUAUUCAAGAAAGAUACAAAAAGUGGAAACUCGCAAAAAAUCAGCGAGAUGCUGCACUUGGCAAGAAGACUGACGAAUUGCCGCAGUUGUCAGCUAACGUGGAACUAGCUCGACAAAAAUUGCAAGAAGCAUACGACAAGAGUCGUGUCUUAGCGCAAGCCAAGGAAGAAGAGGAAAAAGAAAGAAAGAGGCAGAAGGUCUUGAAAUUAUUGGAAAAUAAAAACGUAGGUACAAGACUCGGUCACGGCACUGAUGACGAUAUACCUAGUACAAGUACAAGUACAAAAUCAAAGUCAUUAAAAUCAGAGUAUAAUCCUUUAAUGGGUGAUAAUACUCGUGGAUAUCGUCCUCCAAAACGAACCUGUUGCAAGAAGGGUGGAUGUGGUUAAUCAUAAAUUUAUGAAAUCUCAAAAAACUAUUGACAUUCUUAUAAGAGACUUAAAAGAAGAUAAAGAGAGAAGAAAAAUCAUGAGAUCGAAUAGGUACAUUUGAAUUAUAAUGCUUAACGACUUUUUACCAAAUAAGUUUCAAUAAUUGUUAAAAAAAAUUGAUAUAUGUAUAAGUAUUAAUUUCUGUGCAAUUCUAAAGAAUUAAUAAACUAAAAGAUUGAUUUUAUAGCAAAUUAAGAUGUAGAUUUCAUAUACUUUUACUUAAUUACUUAAUAAAUCGUAAUAAAUUCUUUAAGGUUCCCGUU
Pogonomyrmex barbatus (red harvester ant) is the source of this 966-nucleotide messenger RNA. RefSeq lists its product as uncharacterized. The record is from RefSeq and is a predicted model, not a curated record. Gene Ontology annotation, biological process: retrograde protein transport, ER to cytosol; endoplasmic reticulum unfolded protein response. NCBI's taxonomy places the organism in Eukaryota, Metazoa, Arthropoda, Insecta, Hymenoptera, Formicidae. Gene Ontology annotation, cellular component: endoplasmic reticulum membrane; Derlin-1-VIMP complex; Derlin-1 retrotranslocation complex.